This is a messenger RNA of Oryzias melastigma (Indian medaka), 2024 nucleotides long. RefSeq names its product dual specificity phosphatase 28 (gene dusp28). Gene Ontology annotation, cellular component: cytoplasm. Gene Ontology annotation, biological process: protein dephosphorylation. The coding region runs from base 514 to 960 and encodes 148 amino acids. The transcript is spliced from 3 exons. The record is from RefSeq and is a predicted model, not a curated record. Lineage: Eukaryota; Metazoa; Chordata; Actinopteri; Beloniformes; Adrianichthyidae. Gene Ontology annotation, molecular function: MAP kinase tyrosine/serine/threonine phosphatase activity.
CAGUAAACUCCUGGCCUGAAAAGUUGUCCCACUCUUGAGUCUGGAACUCGGAUUACUAAUAACUUUGCUAAUCUGAGUUUCAGGCUCAUUUGUGCAUCUAGCGGUAAAUGAACUACCUCCACCUCUCCAAUUAACACUUUAAUUGUGACCCGCGUGCUGCUCUGCUAGAAAAUGUAUUAUUUUCCUGUAAAAUGGCGGCGUUAGGACCCGGGGUAGCGCAGCUGACAGCGCUGGUAAAUUUAGAGCGCGCGCGCGCUCAGGUCAGAGCAGCGUGGGUCACGCGGAGACCAGAACUGACCGGACCCGUCCGGAUCUGCCUUUACCGCCGAACAGUGUCAAAGCGCGCACGGUCCUUUGACAACCCGCGAGUUUAAGGUCCAGAGAUUUGUACAGAACCGCGUCUGUUCGUGGGGCGUUCACGGACUGCUCCGUCCUCUGUUCAUCACACUACUGUUCUUCCAUAUCUGGAAAUGACUUGAUCCGAGGAGGUCAGUUUGUCCAUACCUGGCCGGGAUGCUGCAGCUGUGUAAGGUCACCAGAGCUCUGUUCAUCAGCAACUCUCGCUCCGCCUGCAACGACGAGCUCAUCCAGCAGGAGGCGGUGACGCUCUGCAUCAACGUGUCCAAGCAGCAGCCGUUUCCCUCCGCCAAAGUCACCAAGCUGCAGAUCCCCGUCUACGACGACCCCAACGAGGACCUCUACAGCCACUUUGACCGCUGCGCCGACGCCAUCCAGAAGGAGGCCAACCGGGGAGGACGCAGCGUGGUCUACUGCAAGAACGGACGCAGCCGCUCCGCCACCAUCUGCAUCGCCUACCUGAUGAAGCACCGCAGACUGACGCUGACGGAGGCCUUACAGAGGGUGAAGACAGCACGUCAUGAGAUCGAUCCGAACCCUGGCUUCAUGGCUCAGCUGCAGAGGUAUGAAGAGGAGCUGAAGAAGAGGAGGGGAGAGUCCUGACGUGAUGAAGCAGCAGGUGAAGCCUCCACUCCAGACUCUCCUCUGAUCCCAAACUUCACAUGGAAACGGGCGAAACACAGUCUGAGAAAACCAACCUUUCAUUUAUUUAUUGAUUGAUUUAUUCAUUGACAGUAUUUAGUCUUGUGUUUAACAAAAUAUCCAUUAGAGGGCGCCAAAGUUAGGAAAUUAUCAAUGCAGAUUUGACUUAAAAUACUUGCCAUUGAAAAUAAAUAAACAAAAUAUAUUAUUAUCGUUUUAAAUGUUUAUAAAAUUAUACCAAAAUAUAGUUAAGACUGUCAUGAUUGUUCAGUCUUCCUUUUUCUUAUGAAAUGUUAUCAUGUUUUUUACAACAUUUUGUAAUUCUUUUUUUUUUUACUUUCUGUGUUCUGUAAUUCAAAGUUUUACCUCUAGCUGGCACAAUUUCCUUAAAAAUAAGCUAUGUAGAAAAAGUUUGAACCAUUGACUGUAUAUGUGAAAUGGACUGACCCCCACCCCCCUCAUUCCAAACAGGUUUAGAAGUCAUUAUUUGUCAGAAUAACCGUUCUUACUUGACUACAUUUUUUAACAUGGUUUUGCUAAUCCAGAUUUUUUUUUACGACAUUUUUCUGUAGCGAAAAUUAUUCCAAGUUAUAAACUGACCAAUCAGAUGCCUCAGUGACUCACGUCAAACAUUUAAAAUGUUUGACAGAUUCUCCCAGCCUGACUGGUGAAAAUGGUUGCCAUAGAAACGUUGACUUAAGACUGACUCGGAUAAAUCACUGCUUAUUGAUGACGUCUGGCUCCAACAUAACUACACCUGUAUAGCUGAAAAAUUGGCAGCUGAUCUGACUUAAUUUUGUUGGUUCUGGAAGAAAGCUGCUUUCUGUGAGGGAGGUCACACUCACUCAUCCAGUUCUCAUUUACAGUCAAUCGUUUAGAAACAAUAAAAAAAAAUGAUAGAAACUCAAGAAUAGUUAAGAGACAACAGUAGAUCCUCCUCAGAAACCUGCAAUAAUAUCCAUCUGCUUUCAUUUACCAACCUGAACAUUAACUUUGAUUAAAGUCAACAAAACAAAUACAUUAAA